Messenger RNA from Drosophila bipectinata, 1886 nucleotides. Its product is annotated as NADPH-dependent diflavin oxidoreductase 1. Gene Ontology annotation, cellular component: cytosol. The record is from RefSeq and is a predicted model, not a curated record. Gene Ontology annotation, molecular function: NADPH-hemoprotein reductase activity; flavin adenine dinucleotide binding; FMN binding. Lineage: Eukaryota; Metazoa; Arthropoda; Insecta; Diptera; Drosophilidae.
UUAGUUAACAGCCUGUUAUCAAUAAUUUCGUCAGUAAAUUUUAAUACAGAUUUCAAAAUUCCAAAAUAUGCGGCUUUUGGUUCUCUAUGGUAGUCAAACCGGAACUGCCCAGGACGUGGCCGAACAGAUAUGGAGGGAGUCUCACUUACUGGGGUUCCAGGGGCCUGUACUCCCCUUCGAGGACUACGACAUGCAGAAACUCAUCGAGGAGCGCCUCGUGGUCUUUGUGGUGGCCACCACUGGAGACGGAGUGGAGCCAGACAAUAUGAAGCUGGCUUGGCGGUUCCUAUUGAAACGCAGCUUGCCCGCCCAAUCCCUACAGGGAAUGCGAUUUGCUUGUUUGGGUCUAGGAGACUCGAGCUACCCAAAGUUCAACUAUGCUGCCAAGAAAUUAAGUAAAAGACUUCAAAAUCUGGGAGCCACAUCUCUCUGUCCCGUGGGCUUGUGCGACGAUCAACACGAUUACGGCCACUUGGGUGUUUCCCUCCCCUGGACAAAGGAUCUUUGGACGGUUCUGAAAACUAAUUUGGGUUUGGAUGAGGAAAAACUCAACGGAAGUCAUCCUACGAUAACGAAAUGGAAAGUAAAGCAAUUGCCAGAGGGUUCUGCAAUUUCUGAUCCUAAAAAUCUACUUUGGAACCAAAAACAAACUUCACAUACUUUUAAGUUAAAGGAUAUUCAGAGGACCACAGCUGAAAACCACUUUCAGGAUGUUCGUUUCUUGAAGUUGGCAUCCCAGGCACAGGAAAUCAAUUGGGAGCCAGGAGAUGUUAUUGAUGUGCAGCCACAAAACAGCGAUGAAGCUGUCAAAUCAUUCUUUGACCUUAUCCGCGAACAUAAACUGGAUUUUAAUGAGGAUACCAUCGUGGAAGUCUGUAGUGCCAACCUGGAUAUGCCUCUUCCGAAAGCCUACUCCAUGCCCUUGAGUCUUCACCAAGCAGCCAAAUAUAUUUGGGAUCUCAGUGCUAAGCCGCGGCAAAGAUUCUUGGAAGUUCUCGGACAAAAUUGUGCCGAUGAAAUGGAGAAGGAGAAGCUGGAAGAAUUCUGUUCCGGAGAGGGGAUUGACGAUCUAGUGGCUUACGUCAAUAGGCCGCGCAGAAAUCUUCUAGAAGUUCUUCAAGACUUCCGGCAUGCCACCGCACACUUGACCGUAGACCAGCUCUUUGAAAUGAUGCCCCUUAUCCAGCCUCGUAGCUUCUCUAUAGCCUCGGAUGCUUCGGAAGCUACCUUGGACUUACUGGUGGCUGUGGUUAACUACAAGACUAUAAUGCACACUCCGCGCCUCGGACUUUGCUCCAAUUGGUUGAAAAGUCUAGAGCCUGGAACAGAAAUACAUGGUGUGAUUAAGAAAGGAACAAUGACCUGGCCAAAGGACCUGAAUACUCCGCUUAUUAUGAUAGGUCCUGGCACCGGAAUCGCCCCAUUCCGUAGCAUUAUCCAGAACAGACUGAAAGCCCAAUCUUCAGGUGCUACCAUUGGUCCCCUCGUAGUAUUCUUUGGAUGCCGAAAUAAAGCUGCUGAUUUUCAUUUCGAAGAAGAUUUUGAUGCUUGGACCAAGACCAAGCAAGUAGAGGCUCAUUUUGCUUUCUCUAGAGAUGAGGAGAACAAAGUAUACGUGCAACAUUUAAUCACCAAAAAUGGCCAACACCUGAAGCCCUUAAUAAGAGACUUGAACGCAUUUAUUUACGUGGCCGGAAAUUCCAACAACAUGCCAAAAUCUGUUAGAGAAGCUUUCAUCGAGGUCCUCGAUGGCGAUGCGGACUACGUGGAUACGAUGAUUAAGCAAAGACGCUAUCAAGAAGAGACCUGGGCUUAGAAUGUACUUUAUUUUCUUUUAAGUUCCUAUUUGUACAGUUUGUGGACGGAAAUUAUAUUUUUAAACAGAA